GGAGGAUAAAAACGUAAUCGCAGAAAAGCAAGAGGAUCAGAAGAGGUGGCAAUGGCUGUGGCUGCACUUGCACUUCAGCAACACCUGCUCUGCUUUUCUAAUUCAGGAACGAAGGCCGAAACAUGGCUUCUACCCAGAAGGAGUACCCUUUUGAAAUACCGAAAGAAGGGUCAUCUUUCUCUCAUCUCUUGCAAUUCUUCUACUUCUCCGUCGCCGGAAGCCGAUACAGAGACGGCAGAGUCUUGUGUUAACUUGGGGCUCUCUCUAUUCUCCAAAGGACGGGUUAAAGAUGCUUUGAUUAAGUUUGAAACAGCACUUACUCUAGAUCCUAACCCAACAGAGGCUCAAGCUGCACUUUAUAACAAGGCUUGUUGUCAUGCCUACAGGGGGGAAGGAAAGAAAGCUGCUGAUUGUCUGCGUACUGCUUUGAGAGAAUAUAACCUCAAAUUUGGCACAAUUUUAAAUGAUCCAGACUUGGCUUCCUUUAGAGCUUUGCCUGAAUUUAAGGAACUGCAAGAAGAGGCAAGGUUGGGUGGAGAAGAUAUUGGAUACAGUUUUCGGAGAGAUCUCAAACUCAUUAGUGAAGUUCAGGCACCAUUUCGUGGAGUAAGGAGAUUCUUUUAUGUGGCACUUUCUGCAGCUGCAGGAAUUUCAAUUUUCUUUAACAUACCCAGGCUAUAUCGUGCAAUUAAGGGUGGGGAUGGUGCUCCAGAUAUCUGGGAAACUGCUGGAAAUGCUGCCAUUAAUAUUGGAGGUAUUAUUGUCCUUGUGGCAUUAUUUUUCUGGGACAACAGAAGAGAGGAGGAACAACUUGCACAAAUAUCCCGAGAUGAAACAUUAUCAAGGUUGCCUUUACGCCUUUCAACUAAUCGGGUUGUUGAACUGGUGCAACUGCGAGACACAGUCAGGCCAGUUAUUUUAGCUGGGAAAAAAGAGACUGUAUCUUCAGCUAUUGAGGAGGCCGAGAGGUUCCGAACUGAACUCCUUAGACGAGGUGUUCUUUUGAUUCCUGUAAUAUGGGGCAAAGAUAGGGCAGCACAAAUAGAGAAGAAAGGCUUUGGCCUUCCUCCAAAGGCAGCUGCUGCUCUUCCUUCCAUCGGGGAAGAUUUUGAGAAACGAGCUCAAUCAAUAACUGCAAAGUCAAGGUUGAGAGCAGAGGUUCGAUUUAAGGCGGAGAUUGUAUCGCCUGCAGAAUGGGAAAGAUGGAUAAAGGAUCAACAAAAGUCUGAAGGAGUUACUCCUGGUGAGGACGUCUACAUUAUACUUCGUCUAGAUGGUCGUGUGCGAAGAUCAGGCAGAGGCAUGCCUGACUGGCAACAGAUUGUGAAGGAGUUGCCACCAAUGGAAGCACUGCUAAGCAAGCUGGAAAGAUAGGAAUUGAUUUACUUCAGUUUUGCUGUGGAGAGAGAGAGAGAGAGAGAGAGAGAGAGAGAGAGUUAAGUGAUUAUUAUUAUAUUAUUUGAAAAAGAUGGUUCCGAGUGUGUUCGAGUGCUGAAAUUUGUUCUUCCACAAUUUGUAAAUAUACUACACUAAACUGGGAUGAUGCGAAUUUCGAGAAUAAGAGCAAAAUAUUUUAGGAA
Messenger RNA from Malania oleifera, 1580 nucleotides. Its product is annotated as protein LOW PSII ACCUMULATION 1, chloroplastic. The transcript has 9 exons. Gene Ontology annotation, biological process: photosystem II oxygen evolving complex assembly. Lineage: Eukaryota; Viridiplantae; Streptophyta; Magnoliopsida; Santalales; Ximeniaceae. Gene Ontology annotation, cellular component: chloroplast. The record is from RefSeq and is a predicted model, not a curated record. Bases 52 to 1374 code for a protein of 440 amino acids. Gene Ontology annotation, molecular function: protein binding.